This is a messenger RNA of Wasmannia auropunctata (little fire ant), 4639 nucleotides long. RefSeq names its product octopamine receptor beta-1R-like. Gene Ontology annotation, molecular function: octopamine receptor activity. The record is from RefSeq and is a predicted model, not a curated record. Gene Ontology annotation, cellular component: membrane. The transcript is spliced from 4 exons. Gene Ontology annotation, biological process: adenylate cyclase-activating adrenergic receptor signaling pathway. NCBI's taxonomy places the organism in Eukaryota, Metazoa, Arthropoda, Insecta, Hymenoptera, Formicidae. The coding region runs from base 3199 to 4419 and encodes 406 amino acids.
CGCGGUGGUGCGUCGCUGGUGGAAAGCGGGAAAGCCUCUCCGAAGCGACCACCCACAGUUCACUGCGGCCUCGCGAGCCGUGUGAGCCACAAUAACGUUGGGCAUUUCGUCUCGUGCCGUUCAGUCGCUCGCUCGGCUACCCUGGAUACACACUCGACUUCUUCCACCAUGUAAACAAAGCGCCGGGGGUGCGUACGCGUCUCCCACACACACGACGUGGAUCUGAGAAACGUCCGCGAUGUAACACGUGACGAGGGAUCCGGGGAUGGAGGCUGCUGUCAAUUGCAAAAAAUGAGAAAGUAAAAGUGACAUUUUUCUGCAAGAAUAAUACGUGGUGCCGAGUGCUAAAAUGGAGGUAUUUCGAACCCAGGACGUGACUUUUUGCUGGCAAGAUCGAUGAUGGUGGAAAGUUCAAUUCCAAUCUGCUAUUCCCGUGAACAUCAUGAUAUUAUUAUGAGUUUACUGAGGUCGGAAGAUGUUUUGCUCAAAGACUGAGGGACUUCAAGCUUCUUCUCUCGGACCGUAACAGCUGUAACAAUCGUUGGAUCCCGAAGAUGUUCCUAUCCGAUAAAUUCAAGAUUGAUGGUCCAACUUUGAUUUUCAUAACAAGUUCGAUCUGCUAGACGUCACGACGAUCGCCUACACGUGUUUCUUCCGAGAGUGUAUACUCAUUAAUCGAAUUAUUAAGUUGGAUAUUUUGCAACAAUUCUCCAUUGACAAGCUUUUAAAUGAAAAAUUCGGAGUUAUCCAAGUUGAAAAAGAUCACGAGAUCCGAAUUUAGCUGAAGCGUUUCUCUCUCUCUCUCUUUCUCUCUCUGUUUAAUCGAAACGAACAAUUCACCAAUCAUUUCUUUCACGCCAUGGCUUUCAUCGGUUUUAUCGUGUGCAUUCGCCGCUCGUAAUCGGUGAUCAAUUGUUGCGACUCCGAUAUUGCGUGACCUUCGGAUAUACAAUCGCCAUUAAACACUUCGAUGAAGUGAUACGUCAUCCUUUCGCCUUCGAAACUAUCGGAUUGUAAUUACAUCCUUUCUGCUGGCGGAGCUAAGACGGAUAUAACGGAUGAGGGGCUACGAGGACCCUGUUUAUACUGGGACGAAUUAAGUACACAGUUAACGGACAUUCGAGAAGAUAAACCCUGUAAACCCCAUCUCCGACGGUUCUGUCGACCACGUGUUUCGUGUGAUCUUCACGGUGGUGUGCGAGUGUUAUGACGAGGUGUAACGGUGUGCGAAGUCUCGAGAUAACGAUGCUUUAAGUGUUUACCGCAAAGUCGGUAGCUAUCUCCCGUUAACACACAUUGGCGAUCUUACACGAUCAUUCACGCGCAUCACGUGUUACCGUCUUCAAAUUCAUCAUCAUUCCCCUAGUUGAAAAGGCGCUCGGAUGUACCCUUUGUGGGGCGGGGAUACCGGACAAUUAACGAAAAUUAUCCGCUUGAUAAUAUUUUCGACGAGAUUAAAUUGAGAUUGAUAGUUUAGGUCAAAGGCAUUAAUAUACAUGUUGUAUAACAAUGACACUCGGUAGAGGUAUCUUGUAAUUAUGCAAACUAUCGGGUACGAUUAUACGCGGCACGUUAUCUGCGCUUCCUAUCUGCGAUGAUCGCAGAUAUGUCAACUAUGUUUGGUAACGUUUUAGUUUUCAGUUCAAAGCGAUAACGCGAGUAGUCAACCGUACACAGGCAUGAUUUCUCAUGACACUGAGCAUAAUAAUAAUUAGCACUUUCGCUACACCAGAAUAUUUCAAGAAAAGAAAACGGUCGAACAAAAUUAUUUUUCUUAACGUAAUUUCUCUACGAAUUUAUAUAAGAAAUUAUUUUAUGUUACUUAUUAUAAAGACUUAUUAUUUGUUUCUCGUCAAUGCAAAAAUUAUUCCUGGUUACGCCACACCGUCGAUCGUAUCUGAUUUAUUCCUAAAGUAGAAUGAUAUAAAUUAAGUAGAAUAAAAAGGAAUCUUCUCGACACAAAAUCAAAAUGGUAAGAGAUAAUUAUUGGAUUCCCUCAUCAAUGCAACAUUGUGAUUUUAAUUUGAAGCAUUGUUGGACACAAUGCUAUCAUAUAAAUAAUUUGAAACAAAUUGUGAUGUUAUAGGUAUAUGAUACUUGGUGGCGAAAGUGUUAAUGCGGUUUCACAAUCUUAUUAACAAUCAUGAUCAGAAAAACACGAACAAAAAUUAUCAUAAACUGCGCCGUCGCAGUGUAAACGAAACAAGCUAUCAAUUCACCGACUCGGCCGCGUGUUUGCGCUAAGACAGGACAAACACAAUUCACUCGUUCGAAUAUAAGCUCAUAAUGAAAUCAAGUGUAUAUCGCACAAUGUCACGUUUUCCCACGAACCUUGCAUUAAACGACGAAGAACUUUACUUUCUUAAACGAACAGCAAAAUGUGAUUAAAUAAUCUCGAUUAACUGAAAGAAACAAUCGAUCGAUAAUGACUGGAGAAAUGAUAAUAAACGUUCGAAUAAUAUCGAGUGUAUAACCGAUGAAGAUGCCGUUACCCGAAAUCUCUAUUAAUCAACGUGAAAAACAUUGUGACAUUAUUUUCGUGCGUCGGAGAAAUUGUCAUGAAAUUGUCAUGCAAAUUGACUUUCUUGCGGCGAAUAGGACGCGCCGGGAGUGACUCGGAAUCGGGGAACGAGCGUAGGAACUUGCAAGGUUAUCGUUGCAUGAAGACACUUUAAAAUCUGUGAAAAAUGUGCCGCAUGAAAAUCCCAUUUGGACGUCAGUUCGGAAUUCGGAAGAAAAUUCUAGUCUGUGACUGUCCAAAAUAACCAGCAACAGCAAAAUAUAAGGAGAGAAACUUUGCUGCAAUCAUGAUUAUGAUCGCAAGGAAAAUCUAUAUAAACGGACAAUCAUUAGCUCAAGAAGACCCAAGUAUACGAAGCGCCUAGAAGCUCAAGUACCAAUUUACCCAAGUAGUUUAACAGAGCUUAUUUUCCGAAAUGCACUCUCGCCUAAUUUCCUUAUUUUGUAUCUUACUGACAAGUGAGUCACAUAAAACUCCGAAGUAAAUCAUCUUAGAUGGAGCAAAUUAAGAACCUCGCGAUCUACAACGUCGCCUAGGCGGAACCAUAACUCGACUUUUGUAAAUGGAUCGAUCGCAGCACGUCAGCUAUAUCAAGGAAGAAGCGGAAGAAGGCGAGAAAGAAGUCGUCGAACGACGGUAGCCAGUCGAAACGUAAGAAAAACCCCGAGUUCCUCAAGAUGAGCUUCAACGAGACGGAUGCGAACAGCACCGCGAACAAUUCCCUUCUCGACACCGGCCAACGAAACAUCGAGGACGUCCUCCUGCUAACUUUCAAAGCCUUCAUUAUGAUAUUCAUCAUCCUCUGCGCGAUCCUCGGCAAUCUAUUGGUCAUCGUCUCGGUGAUGAGGCAUCGCAAGCUCCGGGUGAUCACCAAUUACUUCGUGGUCUCGCUGGCCCUGGCGGACAUGCUAGUGGCGUUGUUCGCCAUGACGUUCAACGCUUCCGUGGAACUUUUCGGACGUUGGUUAUUCGGGUAUUUCAUGUGCGACGUGUGGAACUCGCUGGACGUCUUCUUCAGCACCGUCAGCAUCCUCCACCUUUGCUGCAUCAGCGUCGACAGAUAUUACGCGAUCGUCCAGCCGUUGGACUAUCCGUUAAUCAUGACGAACGUGAGACUGGGAACCAUGCUGAGCGUCGUAUGGUGUUCCCCGACUGUUAUGAGCUUCCUACCGAUCUUCGCGGGGUGGUAUGCUACGAAGGAGCAUCUGGAAGACAGGAGGAACACUCCGGAUCAGUGUUCGUUCGAAGUCAACAAGUUCUAUGCCAUCGUCAGUUCCAGCGUGAGCUUUUGGGUGCCGGGUAUAAUCAUGAUCGCGAUGUACUACAAGAUUUAUCGCGAGGCCGAUCGUCAGGAGCGCAUGCUGUAUCGGAGCAAAGUCGCAGCCGCUCUGCUAAAUAAACAUCUGCAGAUCAACGGGAUAUCGGCCGGUCUGACAUCUCUGCCGACCGUGGACCAAUCGUCGCCGGAGCCGCAACCGGAAGAGCCGCAGAUAACUAGCAGCAGUAAAAUGAAAAGAGAGCGGAAGGCAGCCAGGACGCUCGGCAUCAUCAUGUCAGCGUUUCUGGCUUGUUGGCUGCCUUUCUUCCUUUGGUAUGUCAUCACGGCUCUGUGCGACACGUGCAAGAGCGACAAGGUGGUGGUGGCAACGGUGUUCUGGGUGGGCUAUUUCAACAGCGCCCUGAAUCCGCUGAUCUACGCGUACUUCAAUCGCGAGUUUCGCGCAGCCUUUCGCAAAACCCUCGAAAGCUGCUGCCGCGCGAUCGGACCGGUACGCGAUCUGCGCCAGGUGCAUCGCAAACAGGAUCUCGUGCACAGCAACGCCUCGUCCGAGCUGCACGUCAACAAUCAGUUACGCAAUAGCGAGAUGACCAACGUCCACAUUGAGGCGUGUAUUUGAACGGAUCACGCGAUCCGGCGAGAGUGAAAGUAACGGCGGAGUCCUCGGAACAUCUUCUGAAUAGAGAAAAAAAAUGAGUAGGAUCGAAGCGGCAGGACAGAUAAAAGUCAGGUAUCCCAAAAGUCAGGUAGAUCAAAGAAUUCGUUUCUUCCUUUUCCUAUACAAAAAUGUUUGAUAAUUUGAUAGUUUAAUAAUAUUCUUAUAUUUGUAUGAAAAUGUC